AUGAAUUGGAUUCUAAGAUUAGCUCUGCUCGGCCUCGUUACUGGGCAUGACAACCACGAUGCCUGGGAAAACUGGACUGCACACGAACAUUGGCCACCGGGAGAACUUAAUUGUUGGCAUGGCUUUCGCACGUUUGAUCCAUUGACGCAACAAAGAGUCUAUCGUAUUGGUGUACAUGCUCCCGCGGGUGUCGAGACAGCUUUGCGGGAGUAUAAUCUUACCUUUACGACCUACUUGAAUGCCGUUGUGGGGAAAAGAUUCAAACCCAACAUUGAAUUCACAAUGCAUGCCACUAGUGAUCCAUUGCAAGAUUGGGUCGACGGCGGAGACACUAGUGUCGACUUUAUGUAUUCGGAUACAGGGAUUUAUUCCUGUAUUGCGACGGAAAUUGGAGCACAACCCAUUGGGACCACAGUAGCUCAUCAGUCUGCCAGAGGAAGGGAUUAUGCGCUUGAUCAAUUUGCGGGGACCAUGCUGGUACUUUCAAGCAAUGAAGAAAUUGAAGAUGUCGAAGACCUCAGGGGCAAGAUAAUUGCGGCGCAGUCAUUCUCUGACUUCGCGGGUGCACAAGCUCAGUUCUUUGUAAUGGGUGAAGAAGGCUUGGAUUUUGUCGUGGAUCCGAAGCAAGUCAUCUUUACUGGAAACAAUGACGACAUCGUCAAGGGAGUCUUAAAUGGGACAUGGGAUGUUGGCUUCGUACGCACAGGACAAGUUGAGAGAACAGUUGACACAAAAACUGGCGACCUUGUUAACCCUGACCUUUUCAAGGUCAUCUCGCCAAGGAUUCACAUCCUAGACGAGGGUGAAAUAUUUCCGUUCCUUCACUCCACUCCUGUAUUUCCAGAGUGGCCCUUGUAUGUGAAACCGGGAAUUUCUCGCAUCGUUUCAGAAGAGGUAGCGGGUGCAAUGAUCAACUUUGAGUACCAUUACUUUGUAGGAGACGCCAUCAAACGCUGCAAGGAAGCAGCAAAUUCGACGGCAGAAAUGGAUAUAUGCAACACGAUGCCACCAGUCUAUUUCGAUCCUUUAGCGAGAUGUGACACUACAAGAGAGUUGGCAGAUCUCGCCCUCCAGGCAGGGAAAGCUGGGUUUCAUACAGGAUUUCGACCUCCACGUUCCUACUUCGGGGUUCGAACGAUGCAACAAGAUGCAGGUUUUAUUGUUGAAGAAGAAACUGGUGAUGGCAAAUGGCACUGUGAAAGAGCUGCUUCUCUCUACGAUGGGAUCCGCUGUCCCGACGGAUUCUAUAAAGUUCCUGAGAAUGCUUUUAAGAAGCAGUGCGACGUGCUUGGUCUUCCAUGUCCCCAGGAGUACUCCUGUUUUUGUAGCCCGUGCAUCGAGGCAUUUGAAGUGAACGUUUUCCCAUGGCACAACGAUACUACGGAAGAAUUCCUCUUUAGUCUUGAAAAUGGUUGCGACAAAAUGUCUCUGUGCUCGAGUGUGGAGCAGAGAACCCCUGCAAUCUUCCGAGCAUACGACAAUCGACAGCGGUACAACGCUACCCUGUCCGCUUUGCUGCACAUAGGGCAGCAAUCAACUUGGCUUCAUGUCACCGUACUAGAGGAUUUCCUGUACGAAUUCAGCUUCACUCAGCUCCAAAGAGGAGUUGCAAUCGUGGAAGUUUAUGUGGAUGAAGUUCAGAUCCCAGAGUCUCCAUUUAGAGUUGAGAUUAUUGAUAGGGACUGUGACAUUGACUUCCAUGCCCAGAACAUGGCACCUGACGAGAAUGGAAUCUGUCAGUGUUCAUCAGGAACAAUUGAAAUCGGCAGGGAUUGUAUCGAAUCUGGUACCUUUGCCGCAAUUGCGUCGUCCGUUGCAGUUGUGAUACUUGCCCAGUUCUUCUUUUGCUACGUACGAUGGAGGAGAAAGAAAAAUGAUGAAGUAUGGCAAGUCAAUCAUGAGGAACUACACUUCAACCAUCCAGUUGAGAUUAUAGGACAAGGUGCAUUCGGUGUCGUCCUUCUCGCCGAGUACCGUGGAACCAAAGUCGCAAUUAAAAGGGUUCUGCCAAUGCAGAAAGUCAAGUCUAGGAGCGGUUCCAUGAGCAUGGGGAAAGGUCAAGAAACAAAUCAAGAUACAAGCGAAGAGGAUGUUGAGAACCAAGCUGAUUCAAAGUCUUCUCCUGCUGUUGAGGAUUCGUCGUUGGGAGCAAGGCGCGGAAGCCUAACUUCAGGUAGCAGGACUUCUUCCAAUGAACUUGAUUUCUUGGGUGGUCUCAGCAUUGGAAACAAGAAAACACUUCUCCGGCGUUUGUUUCCGUACCUUUUCCCUGAUGAAACCUCUCGGUACAACCUGAAUGUCCUAGGAACUGCUUCAGGUGGUUCGACUACUACUAAGUCUGUGUUGAGGAUGUGUCUCCCACACUGCGAUGAGGCCACUCGCCGACAAAAUGAAUUCAUGGCAGAAAUGAGACUUCUCUCGAGACUCCGUCAUCCAUGCAUUACAACGGUGAUGGGAGCUGUUGUCACUGGCAAUGAGCCAAUGAUGGUGAUGGAAUUCAUGGAAAAUGGUUCUUUAUACGAUCUCUUAAGAAACGAAACACUCUACACUGGAGGAGAAAUCAUUAUCCAGAUUGUUCGCGACGUUGCCCAAGGUCUGCGCUUCCUACAUGCGUCGAAGCCACCCAUCCUUCAUGGAGACUUGAAGGCGAAGAAUAUCCUCAUUGAUAGCAGGUUUCGAGCCAAAGUGGCUGACUUUGGAUUGGCUACAAAAAAUAAUGGGCAACUGACUGGCACACCUUUCUGGAUGGCACCAGAAUACUUGAGACGGAAAUCUGAGUACACUACUUCUUGUGAUAUCUAUGCAUUCGGAAUGAUGAUGUAUGAGAUCUACAGUCGUAAGAUACCAUACGAAGGGGAACAUCCUAGAAAGAUCCUCCGCAAGGUCUGUGAUCCCAGGAUCAACUAUAGGCCCGGAAUUCCUGGUACAUGUCCAAAGAAGAUGUCAGAAGUCAUGCAGAAGUGUUGGAGUAGCGAUCCUUUCUUCCGCCCCGAGGCGAAGGACUUGGAUAUGGUUUUUGCGGAUAUGAGUGCGAAUGAUGGAGAACCAUUGAUAGACGAAGCCAAUACUCGUCUUAGAAAGAUUGUUGCGACCGGUGACAUGCUAUAUAAGGUAUUCCCAAAGAAAGUGGCAGACCAACUCAAGGUUGGACAAAAGGUGGAGCCUGAGACGCAUGACAAUGUAACAAUAUUCUUCAGCGAUAUUGUCCGCUUUACAGAUAUCUCUCGGGCGCUGACUCCUUUUAAAGUGUGUAACUUGCUGGAUCGGUUGUACAUGGAGUUUGAUCGACUUUCGAGCGAACACCAUGUGUUCAAAGUUGAGACCAUUGGGGAUGCGUGGAUGGGCGUCACAAACCUCGAGGGAGAUCAAAACGAUACUCAUGUUGCCCGAAUUGCAAGGUUUGCAGUCGACGCUGUUAGGGCAGCAAGCAAGAUUGUUAUAGACGAAGAUGACCCCAGAGCAGGUUGCGUGCACAUACGUGUUGGCUUCCAUUCCGGGCAGGUUGUCAGCAAUGUGAUUGGAUCAUUGAAUCCUCGCUAUGGACUCUUUGGAGACACUGUGAAUACUGCCUCUCGCAUGGAAAGUCUCUCAGUGAGCGACAUGAUUCAGUGCUCCGAUAUCUCUGCAAAAUUGCUCCGUGAUCAGGCGCCAAACCUUCCAAUUCGAAGACGUGGAAAGGUGGCUGUGAAGGGGAAGGGAAACAUGACAACAUAUUGGAUUGGCGAAACAGCACCUAAGACCAAGGUCAAGAAGGCACCGAAAAAGGUCUUUGAUGAUGAGAAAGUUGUUGCAUUUAAGGAUUCUCCUCUUUCGGCACAACCGACAACGCCAAGAAAACUGAUGCAGGUGCAGUCAAGUGGGGACUUAGAAGGUCCUGAUCUUCUCAACAUGUCAGAUAGCAAAGGUUUUCUCAAGAGUGAUGGCUCAGCAUGCAAAUAUAAGCGAUCCUUGUCGCAGUAG
Messenger RNA from Cylindrotheca closterium, 3960 nucleotides. The record is from the annotation of a GenBank genome assembly. NCBI's taxonomy places the organism in Eukaryota, Bacillariophyta, Bacillariophyceae, Bacillariales, Bacillariaceae.